This is a messenger RNA of Rhizopus microsporus ATCC 52813, 782 nucleotides long. RefSeq lists its product as uncharacterized. The record is from RefSeq and is a predicted model, not a curated record. The transcript has 3 exons. Lineage: Eukaryota; Fungi; Mucoromycota; Mucoromycetes; Mucorales; Rhizopodaceae. Bases 168 to 404 code for a protein of 78 amino acids.
UGCUUAUCAAUACACUCACACACUCAAAUACUCAAAUGCCUACAAAUGCUUAUCAAAUGCUUAUCAAUGCCUACAAAUAAUCAUCAGUGCCUGAAAAUGCUAGUGAAUGCCUGUCUCAUGCUUAUCAACGUCGGAAAGUCCCUAAAAGAUUUUGCUCAUGUCUAUCAAUGUCUGCUGCUAAUGAAUACUGCUUUGCAGUAACCACAUAUUCAAGUCCUGAAGCCACAAGAAACAUAAUCAAUUUACUUUGCCACUAUCUGCCAAGCUCUAUCAAGCUCUACUACAAGAAAAGAAAACGUAUAAAAAAACAAAACAAGACAAAAACUAACCAGAUAGGUCGCUACUUCUCUAUGCUGGAUCACCCCGAGACGCUCCUAUUGCUAUGGCUCUGCCUCUACAGCUGAUGAAUGGCCCGUAAACUCUCCCUACUACUGAGCUCGAUGCUUUCAAUGUUCCAAUAUUCCAAUAUCCCAAUGUCCCAAUGUCCCACCGUUUCAAGGUUUCACUGUUUCUGCUGCGCGCACUGUCCGUAGUGUUUUCAAAAAGCUUCGUCCUAGGUACUUAGGUGCACUCUUCGUACGUUGAAGCUCCCCUUUCCUGAGUUUCCCGUGGUUGUUUUUUGAGUCUUGAGCCUUGGGCCUUGUGUCUUGAGACUUGAGUACUUUUUAUUCAUGGAGGGUUUACACCGUGUAGUCUUCUGGCAUGCAGUCUAUGGUUCUAGUCAUCUUGGGUUUGAAAGCUAGCGAUAAUGUGGCCUUCUGGACUUACGGAAAGAAAAAAAG